CAUAUAUUCUUGUUACAUAGCAAACCGCAAGGCCGCUCGCGAGCCCCCACACGUUCGUUUGACUUGAAGAAAGAACUUUGUUCGCGUCGAUCGACAGACCUCUUCACGACUUGGCAUUCUGUGUGAUUACCUGAGCCAGGAUGGGCUCAAGGAUUGUGGAUAACUGCCCUGACAAGGCGUCAGCGACUACAAACUUCCUAUAUGUAUCUGCGCGCGAUGAGAUUGCUGGAGUGCCCUACGUCGAGGCCGAAGGCUUCGUCUUCUGCUUGGCUGGACACCCCGCCGUCCCUGACGGCAACGUGGCGCUGAACAGCGUGCAGCGCAGGAUCCUGCGCGUGUCGGCUCGCGACACACUAGACCUGCGCGCCUUUAAGGCAAAGGGGCUACCGGCGGUGGGUAUGGUGUAUGCCAAGGUGGCGGGCAUCCUGGACAAGGUGCGGCCGGCGGAGCUGCAGGCGGAAGACCUGAUCCAGCGCCUGAUCAAGAGCUUCAGCAACCAGGUGCUGACCAAGAGCCAGCAGGUGGCUUUCGAGCUGGAGGGCGCCAACUACAAGCUGCUGGUGGAGCAGCUGCUGAUCGACGUGGACGGCAAGUCCGUGGAGGCGCCGCGCGGCGUGCUGGCGGAGACCACCGCGUUCAUCUUCACCAACGACGGCGGCAGCCCCAUCACCAUUGCUGGCCAGAAGGGUUACGCCAGCAGCCAGAUCUUCAAGAGCAAGACCAUCAACUUCGAGAGCCUGGGCAUUGGUGGACUGGACAAGCAGUUCGAGGCCAUCUUCCGCCGCGCCUUCGCCAGCCGCGUGUUCCCGCCCUCCAUCACGCAGCGCCUGGGCAUCAAGCACGUCAAGGGUAUCCUGCUGUACGGCCCACCUGGCACGGGUAAGACGCUGAUUGCGCGCCAGAUCGGAAAGAUGCUGAACGGCAAAGAGCCCAAGAUCGUGAACGGCCCCGAGGUGCUCAACAAGUUCGUGGGCCAGAGCGAGGAGAACAUCCGCAACCUGUUUGCGGACGCGGACGCGGAGUACAAGGCCAAGGGCGACUCCAGCGCGCUACACAUUAUUAUCUUUGACGAGAUCGACGCCAUCUGCAAGCAGCGUGGCAGCGUGCGGGACGGCUCGGGCGUGCACGACACCGUGGUGAACCAGCUGCUCACCAAGAUUGAUGGUGUGGACGCGCUGAACAACAUCCUGCUGAUCGGCAUGACCAACCGCCGCGACAUGCUGGACGAGGCGCUGCUGCGUCCCGGCCGCCUGGAGGUGCAGAUCGAGAUCGGGCUGCCGGACGAGAAGGGGCGGCUGCAGAUCCUCAAGAUCCACACCAGCAAGAUGUCGGAGAACGCCUUCCUGGCCCAGGACGUGGACCUGGACAAGCUGGCCGAGCACACCAAGAACUUCAGCGGAGCCGAGAUUGAGGGCCUGGUGAAGGACGCGGCGGCCUACGCGCUGAACCGCAACAUCAACUUUGAUGACCUGCACGCCCCGCUGGAGGAGGAGAACAUCAAGGUGACCAUGGCGGACUUUGAGAAGGCGCUAGAUGAGGUGAAGCCGGCGUUCGGCGCCAGUGUGGAGACGCUGGAGGCGUACAUGGGGCACGGCAUCAUCAGCUGCGGCGAGGCGUUCGACCACCUGCGGGAAACGCUGGGCAUGCUUGUGCAGCAGGUCCGGGCCAGCGACAAGACGCCGCUGCUCAGCGUUGUGCUGGAGGGCCCCGUGGGCAGCGGCAAGUCGGCGCUGGCGGCCAGCGCCGCCAUCGGCUCGGACUUCCCCUUCCUCAAGGUGGUCACCAGCGAGAGCAUGGUCGGCUUUUCGGAGCAGGCCAAGGCCAGCCAGAUCACCAAGGUGUUUGAGGACGCCUACAAGUCGCCCAUGUCGGUGGUCAUCCUGGACGACAUCGAGCGCCUGCUGGAGUACGUCGCCAUCGGCCCACGCUUCAGCAACACCAUCCUACAGGCGCUGCUGGUGCUCAUCAAGCGGCAGCCGCCGCCCGGCCGCAAGCUGCUCAUCAUCGGCACGACCAGCAUGACGGACGUGAUGGAGAGCAUGUCCAUCAACGAGGUGUUCAACGUGUCGCUGCACGUGCCCAGCCUGCGCGUGGACGAGAUGGUCAAGGUGCUGCGCUCGCUGGACGUGUUCUCCGUCAUGGACAUCCCGCAGGCGGUGGACCUGCUCACCACCAUCCACUCCAAGGUGGUGCCCAUGAAGAAGCUGCUGCUGUGGGUGGAGAUGGCGCGGCAAGACGUGCCGGAGGGGCAAAAGGUUCCGCUGGCGCGGUGGGAGCAGGUGCUCCGAGACCUGUCGUAGAGCUAGCGGCUGGCAGAGGCGGCGGAGUGGGACUUGUGAGGUGAGGGGCACGCAUUCCUAUGUAUCCUGGUUAGGGUGAAAUCGUCUACAUCGGUGCCGGCACGCUGCCGUUACGCCGCGUGCAACAAACGGGGACUUUCGGGCUGCCGUAUCUCGACGGCAUGGAGGGGGGACAAGGAAGUGUGGAAGGUGCUGUGUGCUUUGUGGCGCUGAUGAUUACCGUGCUCUUGAGGCGUUGUGCUACGACGCUGUUGUUAUGCGUUACGUUCCAUGAGCGUGCGUGGCGAUUCAGCUUUGCAGGCGCAGGGCGUAUACCGUAAGGACGCGUGUAACACGUUCGCCAUU
Chlamydomonas reinhardtii is the source of this 2645-nucleotide messenger RNA. RefSeq lists its product as uncharacterized. Gene Ontology annotation, cellular component: Golgi stack. Lineage: Eukaryota; Viridiplantae; Chlorophyta; Chlorophyceae; Chlamydomonadales; Chlamydomonadaceae. Gene Ontology annotation, molecular function: ATP hydrolysis activity; ATP binding. Gene Ontology annotation, biological process: intra-Golgi vesicle-mediated transport; Golgi to plasma membrane protein transport; SNARE complex disassembly. The record is from RefSeq and is a predicted model, not a curated record. The transcript has 16 exons. Bases 141 to 2300 code for a protein of 719 amino acids.